This is a messenger RNA of Linum trigynum, 2496 nucleotides long. The record is from the annotation of a GenBank genome assembly. Lineage: Eukaryota; Viridiplantae; Streptophyta; Magnoliopsida; Malpighiales; Linaceae.
AUAUAUGUGCAAAUGUAGUAAUAAUUAACUGGUGAUGAUUAUUCAUUGACGUGAUUCACGUGUUUAUAUCAUCAGUGUUUAAUUACAAAGAUAAGAUAUCAUUUAAUUUACAAGUCAAUGUUUUUUUGAAGGUAGAAUAUUAAUGAAGUGAAAGGUUUCAUGAAGUAAAUCUUGUGAAAUUCUCCGGUAGAGGCAGAAAAGAAAGUCGGCCCGGCCCAGCCCGUUCAUCUUUUGAUGACAAGUGAAGUGGGCUUGGAGAAUAUAGGCCGAUCGAGAGUUGCCGUCUCACUUGUCGACGGGCCGGCAUCUGCUCUAUAUCUGCCUAUCUCCGACGGUUUCCCUCCCCACAAAGCCUUACCGCUGUCACCCGCCGGCAAUCUGAAAAACCGUUCCACCACAUUUCCCGCCAAUUUCUCUGGUCUCGGCAAAUCCUUUCAAUCAAUGUCGUGCCACGACAAUAUAUGCUUCAUCCGCCCGAUCUCGCUGCUCUACUCUCAAUGCUGCUUUCCGUUUAUCGGCGGAGGAAUGAGAAUGGUGGUUCGGAUAUCUUUUCCUUUCUCCCCUGCGUUCGAGAUUUCUCCUUAGUUCAUCGUGUUCGAUCGUGUACCGAAUUACAGGUGGAUUGAACAUAAGAUAUUUCAAUAAAAAAUUAAAAACUAUAGUAUAGUAUCUUUCAUAUUCUCAACUAUAACUAGGUAUACUUACUUUUAGAGAGUAGAUCAAUUAUGGACGUUUCUCUAUAACUCAAAAGUUUUCUUUGUUCUGGUGAAUUCGAAUACCAAAUUUUUAGUAUUCUACUCUACAUAGUCACCAAUAACCUAGCUCUAUUCAAUGUACGACUCAAAUUUCAACGAGAAUUGGUCAAGGGAUGACUGGUGCACUAGACAUGCUAAGUAUUCUCCUUGUGCCUUUCAAUGUUGUCAUGAAUGAUAGUGCAGCUAAGUCCAGGAUGUUUUAACGACGAUUUAUCAACCGGUUAAUCGAUUUUAAAACAUGCCUGACACGCACUCGCUUUUGGCGGUUGGUCCAGUAACCAGCUAGCUAGUAACUCUUGACCGGUUAGUCAAUAACCCAAUUAACCGGAUAGCACUCGAUAACGAUAUUUGACAGCUCAUUUAUAUGUCUCGAUUAACUGUAAACCGCUUACCGACCGAUUUUCAGUACCCAUGCUUCAUGAUCAGGUAUAACCCGAUUAUAUAUAUAUGGUUGCUGAGUUCCUUUCAUGUUUAAUUUAUUCAAUGAAGCAACUCAACCCCCAAUUUUCUUUCUAUUUCCUAUUAAGUUCCGUCUCUGUAAUUAAGUCAACAUACUACAUUUCUGAAAUAUUCAAAGGUUAUGCUAUUUCUGAAAUAUAACAAGCUAUUCAUAUCUCUUUGAUAAAACUUUUCUGUAAUAUAUAUACUCAUUUUUACUUUUUAUUGUAUAAUUUUAUCUUAUAAUAAAUUAAUAAUUAUGUUCAAUCAGUUCAUCCAAAUAAUAAAAGCAAUUAGUUGGAAAAGACCCAAAUACGAUCUAUUGGUAGGAAAAACAAUCUGAUGGUCCGUCUGGUAGUUAGGAAGACUCUUUCAUUGUUUCCUACUAACUUGUUGGGGUUUGAUUUUCUCUUUAUAGGUGAUAGUUGAGAUGUGAACGUUUGUAUUUUUUUUAUAAUGCAAGUGAGUUAAUUGGAGGAAAAGAAAACUCAAAUAUGAUCUAAUAUCACUCUUCCUGUCAAACGAAAGCCAAUCACUCCAGAAUUUGGCAGUUUUCAUAAUCAAUUAUACUUUACACUUAUUAAGAAUCACAGAUUUCAACACGAGACAACUCGAGCAAAAUUUGUAGUAUAAGCAAAAGGAGCUUCUGAUUGGAGUUUUUAGAGAAAUAUUUUACAAAAAAGUACAGAAGUGUUUGGCUAAAAAACUAUUAGAAGUGGUUUUUUUAUAUAAGAGAUUAUGUAAAAUGACUAUAAAAGAUUUAUAAAAUAAAAUAUGAAGAAAAUUUCUAAGCAAUAAAAUGUAGUCACAAUGGAUCUAGUUAGAUUUAUUUUAUAUUAAAUAAUAUAAUUUUAUAUUUUAUUUUAUUUUUAAAAGGAUAUAAAUGAUGAAAAAUAUAUUUUCUGAAAUAAAAUUUACAUAUAGUAAGAAUAAUCUUGUAUUUUCAAAAGAGUUUUUCGCAGAAGUUACAAAUCGGAGCUUUUGCUUUUAUGUUAUACAAAAAUACUUUUCAACUUUUUAAAAGUCGAGUAUUUAGAGAUGUUUGGCUCUGAUUUAGCUUUUAAAGUUGAAAAACACUUCUAAAAUUUGAAUCAAACACAGAUAUAAAACCCUAGUUAUUUUGAGAUAUUCGGACUGAUCAAUCGAUUUUAUAUUGUCAAAGAGCUAGGUAUACUUAUAGUGUUAGAGAGUAGAAGAGGACCAUUUCUCCAUAACUCAAAAAAUUUCUUUGAUUUGGUGAAUUUGAAUACCAAAUUUUUAAUAUUCUACUCUAUCUAGUCACCAAUAAACCUACCUAUAUUCA